This is a messenger RNA of Leptomonas pyrrhocoris, 4676 nucleotides long. RefSeq lists its product as hypothetical. The record is from RefSeq and is a predicted model, not a curated record. The transcript has a single exon. Bases 681 to 4676 code for a protein of 1331 amino acids. Lineage: Eukaryota; Euglenozoa; Kinetoplastea; Trypanosomatida; Trypanosomatidae.
GAAUGUGCGUGUAGACCUUGCUAGGAGUUCUACGUGCGCACCGUCUUUUUUCUUCUGUUCUGCUAUUCACUUUCCUUUCGCCGCGACGGAGGCUGACGCCGUGAACAGCAACCAAAAGGUACAGAGAAAAACAGCACUACUCGCAGUUGCACCUCUUUGUUUUUUUCUAAACGCUUCAAUUUUCGAAGGUGGACUCGCGUUUGUUCCUCUCUUCCUGUAAGCUCGCCGCACACUUGAGUUUUUGCAUUUUUCGGGAGACGGUUCGUGGAAGCCGUUGGCGUUAUCGACACGUUUUGUGUAUAAAUUAAAAAGAGGGAUCUCCAGCGUUUGCAGCGCCAGAGCGGCAACGAUUUUCAUUUAUUUGUUUCCGCACACAUCGGCAACGGUCCGUCUCUCUUCCUGACUUGCUUUCGCACGUGUGUGUGUGUACGUUCUUCAUCGGUCUUCCUUCGUUUCGUGGGGAUCGGGACUGGCGAAAACGCGUAGAAAGAAGAGAGAAAAAAGAUAUACAUUGUGUGUGCUUUACACGUUAUUGUGGGCCGGUCACUGUUUCCAGUUUGGGCAACCUCACCAGUAACACAGCGUCAUUCUUGGGCUGCAACUCACAGUCUUCAUAUUUUUAUAUCCUUCCGUUGUAUCGCUCUUCCAACAAACAGGAAGCAAGCGGAAAUACGCAAAAGAUGAAGUGCACCAAAUGCGGUCGACGCCGCACGGCUCUCGUGGCCGUUGCGGUCCUGCUCGGGGCGUUGCUCACGCAAGCCGCCAUCACGUGCUACCUCGGCGUCUUCACCACUGCAGAGGGCGAGACAAACCUGUGGCAGCUGAACGCUGUGGCAUCAGGCAAGUGCUCCGGCGGUGUGCUGUCCUACGCCGUCACGAACGCGCACGGCAACGUUGCCAGCUUCCCGAAUGCUCAUCAGGGUGUCCUGCAGUUCAGGGCGGCGAACACGGGCAUGACCUCGGGUCGUCGUCAGACGCAGGUGGACGUCAGCGUGAUGUGCAACGGCGUCACCGCCGUGUGCGACAACGCGCUCGUCUACUUCAAGGUGCUCCCCGGCGCGACCACCUCGACCACGACGACGACCCCCGUCCCCUCCUCCACGACGUGCGUAACGCCGAUCCCCAUCACCGUGCCGAACUACGUCACGCACGUGGUGCCGUCGUCUGCCUUCACGAGCAGCUGCAGCGCACCAACGCUGACGAUUCAGUCGCAGACGGCUCCGAGCGGUGCCGCGACGUCACUCUUCAAGACGGAAGUGGUCGGCGGCACCUCGUCGUUGCUCUUCAACGAGGACGGCGUGAACGCCACGAGCGGCACCUACACCGCGACUGUCAGCGUGAAGUGCGGCACGUUGGCUCCGUGUGUAACGACGCAGCAGAUCGUUGUCGGCACGUCGCCCACCACCACUACUACUACCACCACCAGCACCACCACUUCGACACCAAGCCCGCUGGAGGCGUGCCCGGGCGACUACGCGUACUCGUUUGUGCUGAACGCGGACGGCACCUUCACCGCGCAGACCGCAAGUCUCGCCGACCGCGCUGCCGCCUCUGGCAAGUUCUGCACGUCGGGGGGCCGCAUCUCCAGCACCGUCGGUGCCGCGCGCACCGGCGUCGUGACUUCCAACCCGUCCGCCGGCACCUUCUCCUAUGCCUCGAACUCGGCCGUUGCCGGUGACGCCGUGGACUCGUUCGAUUUUGUGCUGACCUGCUCCGGCGAGGGGACGUCGUGCAGUGGCCGCACCGUCAUCUCCAUUGUGGGCCAGGACAGCGGCAAGGUGUACUACGCGAUGGACGGGGCCAUCACAUGCCGCGGCACGUGCGACGCCGGCGCGUGGCGCUCCAGCCCCUCCUCUCCCGCGUCCUUCGACGUCAACAAGUCGGGUGUCGCGGUGACGCCGCGCAAGGACGGCCGUGCGGUGGACGGCGUCGACUUCGGCUUCACCGUGGAUGGCGAGCUGCUCAUACGCGCCUACACGACCAUCGGCAACCUCGCUGCCCGCUUCGUCACUUUCUACCCCAUGGCGGCGGCAAAGGAAUCCGGCUACGUGACUUCAUCGUCGGUACCGCCUGGCUCGCACGUCUCGUUUGAGCCGACGUGCCUGGACCAGCAGGUCACCACCGGCAGGGGGUCAGACAUCUGGAGCUGGACGAGCACCGCCACCUUAACGGGGCACCUCAAUACGCAGACCAACGCGUACAAGUCGGGCGACAACUACUACCAGAAGUUCGGCGGCAACCACCGUCAGUGCGACGUCUACCGCGAGAACCCGUGCAAGUACGCGCCGUUCAUGACUCCGACGCUAAACGACGACAACAACAAUGCCGAGAACAACAGGACCGCCUCGGUGCAGUGGAAGCUGUACGUGAACGACUGCGAUGCCACGUGGGUCGGUAAGGCCUCCGUGGAAUCGUUGCGUGCGCUGCGCCAGCCCGACGGCUCGUCGACCUUCAAGCUGGAGGAGCACGGCACGUACCUCGUCGGCACGGUCUACUCCCAGUCCGUGAAGCCGGCGGACUGGACGUCGCCGUCGUCGGGCAUCGUGCACAUCGAGCAAGCCUACGCCGUGCGCCUGAAGAUCCACAACACCCUCGUCGUCGAUGCCGCGGCGCAGCCCAUCUCCGCCUCCGUCGUGCCGACAGCCUCCCAGCUCAGCAUCAGCGCCGAUGUGCAGUUCGCGUCUGGCAAGACGAAAGACACGGACGAGCGCCUCUUCGCCUACUCCCUGCUGCUCUAUCCCGUCUUCGCUGUCAACAACACACCGGCCAACAUCACGACGUUGAAGUUGAAGGUGGCCUCCGUGUCGCUGCUGCAUGAGACAUGGACGUCGCCGAGCCACGUGGAGUGCCCCAUGUGCACCGGCUCGAUGAUCAGCUGCACGGGUACCGGCAACAAGUACGAAACUGACUGUGGCAGCAAGGCCCUCAUGACCUUCGAGGACAUCAGCGAGACAUCCUCCCAGUUCGAGGACUGGGGCGGCUGGCAAGAGGCCUCCAGCAUCUUCGCUAGCACGACCGUCGCUACGCAGAACGCCUUCAACGUGACCUUCGCUGCCCGCGCCAACGGAAAGGGCAGCGCGAGCGCGACGGACGCCUACCCCGUCGGUUCCUUCGCCAUGGCCGUGAAGCUAAGCGACGGGCAGACCUUCCACGUUGUGGUGAACCAGACGGACUACAUCAGCGAGCUGAACACGCGCUUCCUCAACACAGAGAUGUGCCGCCCGAGCGGCUACUGGCCGGUGGCCGACCCGCUCGGCUCCUCCGUCCCGGUGCAGCCGUACAACUCAACGCCUCUUGCCUUCCCAGGCGGCGCUCCAGCGUCGACGGCGUCGCACGAGGACGGAGAGAAGGACCCGUCCAAGGAGAAGGCGUACCUUGGUGCACCGGAGCGUCUGACGCCGCUGGCCACGUGCGAUGCGCUGCCAAAUAUCGAGAGCACGCACGUGCAGCUGACCUCCCUGAAGGCCAACAUCACGGACGGCGACCAGGUGCGCAGCGUGUCGAUGUGCGCCGUCGCGGACGAGCGCACCUUUGGGGUGACGGACUGGGUCAUGUUUUCCCUCCCCAGCAUCCAGGAGGAGCUCGAAAAGGUGACAGCGGAGAACAUCGACAACAUCAUCGCGGACCGCGAGCUGACCAACGACGACGCCUACACAGUGGCGGAGCUGCAGUACCUGAUGCUCUCCGUUCCCGCCGCGGAGAUCGGCAGCAGCCUCCUGGCCGGUGCCGUCUCGACUGACUACAUCAACAUUCUUCUCGACGGCGACAACGCCCCACCGGCGGAGCGGACGGAGGAGGAGAUGUGGAUGCAGUCGGGCAGCGACGCCUCCUCGUUAUCGACGACGAGCUACCUGCCGUGGGAAGUCUAUGCGUCAUCACUCAGCUACCGCCGCAUCGGCCUUCGCACGAGCACCGGCAAUACGAGCAUCAUCUCUGAGCCCUUCAACUUCGCCUUCAUUCCAGGCUCGCUGCUGCAUUCGUCCAGCAGCGUGCGUGUGCAGAUGGCGGUGAGUGCUUCCAUCAGGUUCUCCACCUACGCGCAUACCGCAGCUAACGCCACGCACGCCUCGCAAGUGGUGAAGACGGCCGAACGCGACGAGGGGCUGCUGUACGUCGUGUCGCUGAGCCGCAGCAUCUCGUCUGCUCUGCGCUUCGAGAGCGACACGUUCAGCCCGGUGAAGCCCACGACGGGCAGCAUCGGCAAGAAGUCCGCGACGGCCAUCCUGAUUGUGCUGAUCAUCGCCAUCAUCUGCGUGCUCGCGGCGUCGGUAUACGUCGAGGUCACGUACAAGCGCAUAAUCCACAACGCCAAGUACCACCCGAAACGCCCGGACAGCGCCGUCGGCAUCCGCUACGGUCGCGACGGCAAGCCCAAGGAGAAUCAAAAGACAGCAAAAGAGGGCAGUCGGGCGGAGGUUUCGAUGCCCGCGUCUGCUUCCAAGACCCGCGCGGCUGCUGGCACCUCUGGGGAUGCGGCAGAGACCAACAUAAAGACGAAGUUUGGCGUCGUGCGCGGAGAGCAGACACGCAUACCAGAGGCCGUGGCGGGUUCGAGCUCUGCGUCGAGCGGGCCGAGUGCGACAGCAGAGAAGAAGGAGGACACGUACAAGGUUGUGAACCCGCCCAUCGGCGAAGAGCAGACGCGCGUGGCAGACGACGAAGUGGCGCAGUUCUAA